This is a messenger RNA of Oncorhynchus kisutch (coho salmon), 4124 nucleotides long. RefSeq names its product secretory carrier-associated membrane protein 2. Gene Ontology annotation, biological process: protein transport. Gene Ontology annotation, cellular component: trans-Golgi network membrane; recycling endosome membrane. The transcript is spliced from 9 exons. The record is from RefSeq and is a predicted model, not a curated record. The coding region runs from base 149 to 1147 and encodes 332 amino acids. NCBI's taxonomy places the organism in Eukaryota, Metazoa, Chordata, Actinopteri, Salmoniformes, Salmonidae.
GCUGACGCAGUGUGCGUAUCCUGCUACGCCUGCGCACUGAGCACUGUCUUAACAGCACCAUCAACAGACUGGGGAACAAGCAGCCAGAGGAGAGGCACAAGCUGGCGUUUUGUUUACCUCCAAAAGAAGAAGAUAACAUUUUCUCAACAUGUCGGGAUUUGACGAGAACCCAUUUGUAGAUGCAGUGGAUGUCAAUCCUUUCCAGGAUGCCUCAGUCACACGAAUCACCAGCGGUGGGAUUGAAACCGUUGAGGAAUUCAACCCAUUCUCAGCCAGUGCUAUGGGCACCCACACUGGGACCACCAUCCCUAUCUCUGCUGCCUCCUCCCAACCAGCUGUCCUACAGGCUUCUGUUGUGGAGCCCACCCCACAAGCUACUGCGGCUGCUGCCCAGGCUAACCUGCUCAGGCAACAGGAGGAGCUGGAGAAGAAAGCUGCUGAACUGGAUCGGAAAGAGCAGGAGCUCCAGAACAGGCCUGGAGGCCACAUUACAAAAGAAAACAACUGGCCGCCACUUCCCAAGUUUUCCCCCAUAAAGCCUUGUUUCUACCAGGACUUCAACGAAGACAUCCCUGAAGAGUACCAGAAGAUAUGCAAGAGGAUGUACUACCUUUGGAUGUUUCACAGUAUCACACUCUUCCUGAACCUUCUGGCCUGCCUGGCCUACUUCACGGCCGAUCCAAACGCGGGGGUGGACUUUGGUCUGUCCAUCCUCUGGUUCGUCCUCUUCACCCCCGUCUCUUUCGUCUGUUGGUACAGGCCAGUGUACAAAGCCUUCAGGUCGGACAGUUCCUUCAGCUUCUUCUUCUUCUUCUUUGUUUUCUUCUUCCAAGUGUCUGUCUACAUCAUCCAGUGUGUGGGGAUCCCCAAGUGGGGGAACAGUGGAUGGAUUUCGUCCAUCACCAUGAUAAGAAGCAACAUGGCUGUAGCUGUGGUCAUGAUGGUUGUGGCCGGCUGCUUCACUGUGAACGCUGUCCUCGCCAUCAUCCUACUCAAAAUGGUCCACUCCAACUAUCGUCGGACGGGGGCCAACUUCACCAAGGCCCAGCAGGAGUUCUCUUCGGGGGUCCUCACCAACCAGACCUUUCAGAGCGCCGCGGCCAGCGCCGCCUCCUCAGCCGCCCAGGGGGCCUUCCAAGGACGCUAGUGAUCCUAAAGCUACAGGGCCAGGUUCCUCCUAACCUUUCUAGGCACCUCUCACUCACUCCAAGCCCCGUUUUGUCCCAUGGCCUCAGUGUCUCUGCAGAGGCAACAGAAAUGGCUGACAGGACAGAAACUAGACUGGUAUACAGGAACAUUACUGCUGUAUCAUGGACAUUCUCUAACCACAGCCACUGUUGCAUAAUCCCAAUUCAACCACUAGCCCUGUGAUCAGAGGGUAUAAAUGGAGCUAUUACCAUGUUGAUUGGACUUAUCCAAGUGUCUGGGGGGUUGGUUUGGGAUUGUGGUGUCUAGCUGGUAAGGGGGGUUUGGUUUGGGAUUGGGGUGUCUAGCUGGUAAGGGGGUUUGGUUUGGGAUUGGGAUCGGGGUGUCUAGCUGGUUGGGGGCUAGGGUUGGUUUGGGAUUGGGGUGUCUAGCUGGUAGGGGGCUAGGGUUGGUUUGGGAUUGGGCACCAGAGUUUGGCAAAGUGUCCUCCAUGUUGGUACCAAACAUUCCAUGACAAUAAUGUACAUUUUCUUUCUAAGUGGAAUGUGAUACGUUAAGAAAGUUUAUGCGUAAUCUGUAUUGCUCUUCUCCUGUAGGUUUUAAUGCUAUUACACUAUGCUCCUAGCAAAUGAGGAAUGCUCUCCCUAGAAUACUUUACAUUGUCAUUUUAAUCCUCACUAGAAUGAAAUAGUUUGGUACCAGCAUGGCGCUUAUCAUUAUGAAAACACAAUCUCAAAUGAAGUUGUAUAUCAAUUGCGCUCUGUCCCAUAGCCUAGUCUUUACCUCGUUAUGUUCUCUUCUUCCUCACUGUCCUGCCCUAUCCAGACACUCAGGUCCUCUUCUCAGGACAUACUGUCCCGGUAAUGCAGAGAUCUCCAACUCUAGUUGUGUAGAGCCACUGUUAGUGCAGGAUUCUGUUCUUUCCUAACACUAACACACAUGUUUCAAAUACUCAACUGAUCACGGUCUUCACUCUCGACCUUGAUUUUUUUUCAAUCCGGUGUGUUGGUGCUAGGCUGGAACAAUGCCUGCGUACCCAGUGGCUGUCCAAGACUGAAGUUGGAGAUCCUUGUAUUACAAGGGUUUGGGUACAAAAACGUUACCGAAGUGGGCAUCUGAGGUAAAAACACUGAAAUGUCUACUGAAGGAAUUACAUUUUAUUUUGUGACGUUUACAUUGUUGUUGAGGUAUAUUUUUGCUCUGAUCAUAAUAUAUUGAAGGGAUGAAUGGUUUUAUUUCUUAGAUUUUUUUUGUGAUUUCAUAUUUUACUGUUCUUCAAUCCCUCAGUAGGGUUGGACUUACUGAAGUAUGAUAAGGCAACUGCUGUGUUUUUGUAGCUACAAUAAUGAAGAUAUUGGGUGACGGUUUAACUAAAUGGGAAAUACUGUAUAGGCAGAUGUUAGUGCACCACCCCCUGUAUCCCUUCUACUGUACUUCAAAGUAACUGUCCAGUUAAAUCACACUUUUAAAAGUUCCUGUUCUGUUAACUCCUACCCAAAUAAUGGUGUUGACUCAUCCUAUACUCAUAUUUUUGUCAAAACCAUAAAUUGGAGGAAAAAAACACCUCAAACAGUAUAAAAAAUGCUUGCUAUUUCCUCAGAGGAGGAUGAGCUGGCCAAUCAGUGGUCUACUUGCAGUAAUAUUUUUAAUAACCGGUAUACACCAUUCCAACACAGAAUAGCUGGGGGGGGGGUUUAAUCGGAAGGAACUAUUUGUCAUAUUGUGCAUAAUUAUAGGUCAUAUUUCAUAGAAAUAUUAACACGGGACAGUUACUUUAAUGAACAGAACCACUUCUGUGCUGUCACCACUACAUUUUGGAGUUGGUGGCUUUGGUAUUAUGACGUCAGGACAGGUGGGAUCUUUUCUUACAAAUCAGAAAAGGACUAGUUAGUUUUAAAUUGACACUUAAUUAUUUUUUUCUCUAUGAAUGAGAUAUAGACCAGUCAAUGUGGGUACUGUGGCAUGCUCAUAGACAUUUCUGGAAGAUUGAAUGUAUUUAGUGCAAGAAUAGAAUAUAGGUACAGCCAUGUGAGAAUGAGUGAGUGGAUGGAGGAAUGAGCUGACAGGACAAAUGAAUUAAUGAUUUGACUAAUUCCAUGAUGAUCUAAAUGUAUUAAUGAAUAGUUAGUUAUUGAUUGUGGAUAUGUGCCUAAAGUAAAGUUCAGUACAAUAACCCUAAAGAUUGCAGUAAACCAAGUCAUGACUUCUAAUACAGCAACGAUCAAAAAAUAGAUUUACAUUCUUGAUUUUAGUUGUUGGGUAGUAGUUACAACACAGGCAUAUUAUUAUUUUUAAUGUACGGUUAUUUAACACUUUUUCUGAAAUGUCACUCUGCUGUCUACUGGACAUUUGCAGUCUUGCUACACUACCGCUGUUGGUUCCUGAUAUGUCAACUCUCAGAUGUUAUGUAGCUGACACUGGUUUAGUGGGAUUUAUUUUUGAGCCUAAAACUCACUGAGACAUGACUUUAAAUGAGCCUCACCUUCUGCCUAUUAACUACCAUUAUGAUCCAUCUGUGUUCUGAAUGUUUGUCCAGAUACUUGUGUAUUUAUCUGAUCCUUCUAUUGGGUAGAGUACUGUUACUGGGUAUUAUCUAGCACAGGGGUGUCCAACCAUUCUUCUGGAGACCUACUGAGUGUGCAGGCUUUUGUUUUAGCCCUGCUCUAACACCUAAUUCAACUACUCAACUGCUCAUCAGGGCCUUGCAUGACUAGCUGAUAGCUUCUGAUUUGGUCGAAUCAAGUAGGGAUGGAAUGGAAGCCUGCACAAUGCACACCCAGUAGCUCUCCAGGAUGGCUGUCCUUUUGGAGGUCAAGGGUCAAAUCUGUUUGUCACUGUACAUAUGUCUGACGUGUUACAAAGCUGUUAUUUUGUCUGAGGGAUUUUUACGACUUAUCUCUGAAGUAAUUUAUAGAUCUAUUGUUACUGCUAUUAUUCAAUAAAUGGAUGCAUUUCUUUGCUCUCUCUUGAAAGUCAAA